GCGCCAUGGCGGCGUCCCGGCUCAGCCUGUGACAGCAGGAGGCCGAGGCCGCGGCCGCCGUCUCCCACCGCCCUCCCCCGCCCCAGCGGCGGCCCGGGCCCCGGCGUUUGCCCCGGACGGCGCGGGGGGAGGGGCCGCGAGGAAGCUGUCAUGCAGGACCCUACCCCGGAACGCGGCGCCGAGGAGAGGCGGGGGGCGCCGGCGAGCGGCGGCGGGGUCUCCUGGCUGCAGAGGGUCUUUGAGGAAGUGCGGGGCUCCUCCCAGCUGAGCCUGGCCCCCGCGGAGCCGCCGCCGCUCACGGUGGUGGCGGUGGAGCGGUACCAGGCCCAGGCCCCCGCCGCCCCGCAGUACUGGUACGACGUGACGCUGGCGGACGGCGCGCGGCAGGAGCGCUGCUACCUCGCGCCGCGCCUCAACGGCCUGGUGGAGCGCGCGCACCUGCGCGCCGGCGCGCGCCUGCGCCUCAGGCGCUGCUCGUACCUGUACGACGAGAAGCGGCUCAACUACGGGUUCCUGUGCCUGGAGGAGCUGGAGACGGUGGGGGGCAGCGGACUCACCGCCGCCCCGCCCCGCCGCCGCCCGCCGCCCCUCCGCGGGGAGAAGCAGCACUACCUGCCGCUAUGGAACAACGAGGAUCCCUACGGAGACGUGUGGGUGGCAGACAAGCCCCAGGCGCAGGUGAACGUCGAUGUCUCCAAGCUGACUUCUCUUGGUCAGCUGGAAAUGACCUGGAGAAGCAGAGUUCACUUCAAUCCACUUCUUGUGAGAGUCCUGCACAAAUCUAGACUAAGGUACUACGGGAAACCAGAGAAAAAAGUGGAUAUGCCUUAUCAGGCUUACUUCGAAGUUGCUGAUGCUUCAGGCAUGAUGUCAAUGGUUUUGUGGAACUCAUUAUGUCCUGAAUGGUAUAACAGCAUGAAGGUUGGCACGGUACUUCUUCUUGAACAGUACACUAUCAAAAACAGUUACCCAUUUAAAACACAGCCAACCCCAGGGGAUUCACAGAUGAAGAGAUUUGCUACAAUUGAAAUCAGCCUUAAUGUUCGACACCCUCCAACUAAAAUAAGUAUCAUUCCAGAAGAAAUGGUUAAGCCAGAGUGGGGAUUACCUGAAGUUAAAUACCGGUUUAUCACAAGGUCAGAACUGGAUGAUUUACCAAACAAUCAUUCCUGUGAUGUUAUUGGUCUUGUGACAUUUGUGGGAAGAGCUGAACGAACAAGAAAGAGAGAACAUGGUGAAGACUUCUGGCUCUAUCGUUGGGCACAUGCCAUUGAUGGGACAUCAGACCAACCAUUCAUACUGGAAUUAUUUGCAACUUCUCAGCCAGAUGUGUUUGAGCGUAUUCACCCAAUGACAUAUUUGGUGUGUACACAGAUGAGAGUGGUACGGGACCUUACUGGGAAUCCUUCCAGCACAAUUUACCUUACGACUUCCAAUGAAAGUCAAAUAUUCAUUACAGGGUGGCACAAGGGCCAGCCAUACACCAAGGAUACCAAAGUGAAAAACUUCAUUCAGUGGACUAAAACACAAAGUGAAGCUGAUCAAAUGAAGAAAACUGUCAUUGGUGGCUAUUAUCCUUUUCCACGACCUCCAAAUAACUUUCUGAAAUAUUGUAAAAACAAUAAAGUUGAAUUGGUUUUGAAAACCAUAAGUGAAACAGGGAAACAGAUUGAAGAGUUGCACUACAGAGAACACAAACGCAUUGCUGUUCAGGGAAUAAUCAGUGCCAUAAGAUACAUCAGCUGUAGCAAUGCAGCUGAAGAAGCCUCAGGACUGGAACCUGGUCAGAAAGGUACUUCUCAGUGUCCUGAAAGUUCUUCUAUGUCCAACGACUGUGUUCACCAGGAAAAAGCCACCAGCCUUCAAAAUAAAGAAGUCAAGUCUUCUCUUGGGCCACAUUGUGCUCCUGGGGAACAACAUCAACACCAAGCUCCUCAAGCAAAAAGAAGUUCAGUCAAGAGAAAGAUACCACGUAGAUUAAAUACAGAUGCAGAACAGGCAAGUACGUCUGUUGUUCCUGUAUCAUCUUACCACUAUUUCACACGGUCUGCAAGAAGAAAACUUGGCCUGAAUGAAUUUCAGCAGGAAGAUUUUGCACAAGAUAAAAAUGGACAGGCUGUAUCAGACAGUGUACAGCACCGCACAGAUCAAGAAGGAAUGAGUGAUAUACCUGAAACUGAAGAAACUGGAAGAACUUGUGAUUCGUGGCAGAGUGACCUGUGGGCACAAGUGAAAGACAAGUUAAUGAAAUAUUUGCAUCAUGGCUCAAUUUUCCCAGAAAGCAUCCCACGUAAAUUUGAUUAUGUGCACAAAGACUUACUUAUGCAACAGUACAACCUUCAUGCAGCAGUGCACCAGCCAAAGGAAACCAGAACAGAUAAAAACAUCAGUGAGUUUAGAAGUGCCAGUGGCCUUGGGUAUUAUGAAGUGACAGUUCUGGGUAUAAACCACGAUGUGGCAAUAGAUGUUGCAUUUCUUCCGCUGUUUUGUCCUGAAGAUCCCCACUUAUUUCAACUAGAAGACAUUCAAAAUGAUACAUUAUUGUCUUGUAUGAGUUGCAUCUCUGCAUGUCAGCAGAAGACCACUAGCAAUGGAAGGCUUCGUGACGUGUUUCCACUUUCAAAUGAAAUUGUAGAAGCAGCGAUGGAUCUAGAUGGCAAACAUGUUGUCUGCAUCUUGGACAUCUGUCACUUGGGUGAUGAUAAGGUGGAAGUCUUUCUCAGCAAAAUCUACAAGACAGUGGAACCUGGGGUGCUGGAUCCAGUGUAAUUUAAUAACUUAUUUUUCAAAUUUAUGUUGUUGAGAAGGAGGGGAAUAAAAUUGUUGUAACUUGAAUACACCCUCUGCAUACUGCACUUUUCUAGAACUAGCAGACAGAAACAUAAAAUUAUGAUUCUUAAAGCAAUUGGAAUUGUCGCCCAUGUAACUGAGGAGGAUGAUUGUUGCCUUUAUUUUUCAGCAGUCUUGCAACAGAUUGCACAAUGUCUUGGUCACUUAUGUUCCAGAAGGUUGAACAGACAAUACAGUGAGCUUGUCUUUGGUAGGAUACCCAGGAGUAUGAUUGUCAUCUCUCUUUCUCUGCCUGUGCGUGUGCAUACACAGGAAAUACAGGGGUACGACCUGAGAAGAGAGGCAGGCUUUCCCUGCCUCAUGUUUGCAAAUGAAUUAACUGGCUGUAAUAUAAAUUUAGGCUGGAAAUCAGAGUAAGUUUUAGGAUUAGAGCUGUUAUGUUCUGUAUUGAUCUUUUGUGGGAGCUGCUAGGGGCAGCCUAACUGCUCUUCAGGCUUGAAGCUGACUGUGUUUGGGAAAGGGAUGAAACACCUUAGUGCCUUCAGUACCAGGGACUGGACUCAGUGAUCCAAGAAGCCACUUUCAGUUCUUUCAGUUCUUUUUACCCAAUCAAGGUCAACUGCUCUGUUUUUGUAUGUCUGCAUUUGUACAUACAGCAUUGGGUAGUGAGCACCCAAUGUUUUUAGCAUAUUUUAUUUAUUAAUUAAAAAAAAAAUCUAUUUAAAAAAAAAAAGAAAGAAAAGAACUUUUGUGGAACUUUCUUCUAGCUUUGCAAAAGAAAAUCUGUCUUGAAGGAGUGUUUAGCAUGGCUCGAUACACGGUUUGUCACACCAAUAUAUUUUUUCCUGUUGAUCACCACCAUCCUCUUUCUUUUUAGUAAUAGCUAUAUUCUGAGUGCACAAAGAUGCUCAGCAGCUGUGAGAAGCUGCUACUUCCAUAAGAGCAAGAGGCUCUAUAAAAUUGUCUACUUUUUACCUGUAUGCUGUAGGUAGCAACUGGCUCCUGAUGAGUUCACAACCAAGUCUCACUUUUUUCCCCCAUGUCAAACACUGGCCUCAGAUCAUUUAUACAACUGUGUCCUUAGGAGUUACUCUCAUGCAGGGGCUGAAACACCUUGCUGUUUGACAACUUGUCCAUGUGAAAUGCUGGUCUCAUUUCAAUUCUUUGAGAAGAAACAAUUGCAUUAUGCAGACUUGCCAAUUAAAUUGUACCGUUAGUGACCAAAGCCCACAGAGUAAAUUUAUAGAACAGAUUUAAUAUUUUGUGGAAAACUUCUAGGCACAUUUUAGCAGCCUUUUGGUAAUUGGGAGUAUCUCUUUCAACUAGUAGCUCAGUCAUCUGCCCUGGGGAAAGUGGACUUUGUCUUCAGUUCUGUAUCUUAACUUCAGUUAAUUGUAAUUGAAGGAGAAACAUAAAUAUCUAUAUUAUAAUACAAGUUUAUAGGCAGCUUCAGCUAAAAAGUAAGAGCCGUAACAUUCUAAAGAAGCUGAAAAAAUUAUUCUGUCUCUCUAGCAUGGUUUACAGUUUAAAAAAGUAUUAAUGAGAAAAGUUUAAUUUAAAUUGCACAGUGACUAGAAGUUAAUUAAAUGUGACUAUGUAUUGUAUGUUUAUAUUUUGUUCGGAUCUUACAGUGUUAGUUCUAGAGCAAUGUUUGUCAACCCAUGCCCUUCAGAGUACCCUAUAUAACCUUGCCACAGAGGGCAAAUGGAAACAUACCAGGCUGUGAAGAGCACAGUGUUGCUUGCAAUGUGUUAUUUGUAUGAUUUUGUUGCUUAUGGGGUUGUGAAGAUGAGAGGCCAUUGCUCUAGAGUGAGAAAGAUCAGCACCAGCACUUCCUGUACCAAACUGAGCCAUGCUGACUGUGUCAGCCAGGAGUUUUUAUUUAGAUAUACUUCAGGUUGAAGUCUAAUUUUAAUGAAACCAUUAUUUCUAGAAGCAAUUUUUAAAGUAAUUAUCUUUGUACGCAAGUACUAAUGUGGCUAACACUGUCACAGAGCCACGCUAUUCAGUUGCUCAAGCCACUCCAUCCUUCCCAUGCAAUAGAAAUGCAGCAAAGGCUGUUGCUCGCAUUGCACGGCUCACUGCGCUUUAAACGUGUAGCAUUAAGGAUUUCAUCCUCCAUGUUAGGACUUCCUAACUCUAAAAGGGAUAUCAAAAUGUAGUGGAAUACGUAUAACAUGCUCUUGAGGCUUUAAAAGAUACAAUUUUAUUUUAUAGAAGUAUUGUUUGAAGUUUUUCAUGGCAAAAGCAGGGAAGGAAGGGGAUUUACUCUGGCAGAAUGAAGUGCCAAUGUUGGAAGCACAGGCUGUAUGUAGCUGAAGAAUAUUCAGUGCCUUGGAAUGUCAAUACUCCAGGUCAUUCUGUAGAGCCACUUACCCACCCCUGGAAGUUACACUGAACUUAAUGUGCCCACUUUAGUUUCUGCAGUGUUGUUAAUAUCUGGUUCCACCACUGUCUCCCUCCUCCCUGCUGGACCAGCACUGUAGCACAGGGACCAAGGUCCUCUCUGCAAAGAAAAUAUGUGCUGUUUUGUUUCACUUGGUGUUUGUUGACACAAUUAUAAAACCAAAGUGUUGUUGAUCCUGAGUCUGUCAAAAGGUGUUAUUUUUGCCAUGUUAAACAGAAUCUUUACUCCUGCAAAAUGUAAUAGGAAUAAUCUUUCUUGCUGCUGUGUAUUGCCACUGCUGAGGGCAGAAUACUCUCAAAGCACAUUCCCUAACUAUAGAAUUCAUAUGCAGCCGAAGAACUGUACUCUAAAAUCUUACAUUUGCAUGUUUCUUAUGUUUCUAGCAUUAAUUUCAAAGAAAACCAGGGAAGGUAAAUUGUAUGUAGCUAAUGGUAUUUUUGAGUGUAUAAAACUUGCUAACUCAUAGAUCUUAGAGGUAAGAUCAGUUUUGAAUUAAUGUGAUAUAGAAUUAGUGGAACACUCAAAAAUUGAGAAUAUAAAUAAAAGAAUUAAUAUAUGUAAAA
This is a messenger RNA of Columba livia (rock pigeon), 5760 nucleotides long. It is a transcript of the gene RADX, whose product is annotated as RPA1 related single stranded DNA binding protein, X-linked. The record is from RefSeq and is a predicted model, not a curated record. Bases 151 to 2769 code for a protein of 872 amino acids. Gene Ontology annotation, biological process: regulation of DNA repair. Gene Ontology annotation, cellular component: replication fork. NCBI's taxonomy places the organism in Eukaryota, Metazoa, Chordata, Aves, Columbiformes, Columbidae. The transcript is spliced from 15 exons. Gene Ontology annotation, molecular function: single-stranded DNA binding.